Drosophila mauritiana is the source of this 1927-nucleotide messenger RNA. RefSeq lists its product as uncharacterized. The record is from RefSeq and is a predicted model, not a curated record. Bases 141 to 1847 code for a protein of 568 amino acids. Lineage: Eukaryota; Metazoa; Arthropoda; Insecta; Diptera; Drosophilidae. The transcript has 10 exons.
AGUGUAAAUAAACUUUAAGAAAUUAUUAUUAUUCCUUAAAGGAAGCAAAAUUCCAAAGCAUUUACCUAGGCAUGAGCUAGAUACCUCAGUGGUGUCAUAAGACAGCAGAGCUCGACCAGGAUAUCCAUCUUAUAAUCAUAAUGAACGCUUCGGAUAAGAAUGACAAUGAUACUGAUUCCUUGGGCGACGAGCAGGAUCAGGAAGUGCGCCAAAUACUAGAUUCAAUCGAAAGCUUAGAUGAUGUCUGCACAACAUUCAAGUCGAAAAGUGUUCAAGAAUUAAACGCUCAAAAGUCAAGUGAAGUUCCCAAAUCUGACCAGGAAAAGGUUCACACGUCAGCAUCGAAAUACAAUUCUAAUCCAAAGCCAGAAAAACUUACUUCUGAGGCAGAUCCAGAUAGCGAAUACACGCGUUUUCUGAAUCAGAUGAGCGUUCGUUACUCAGAGUUUCGCAUUGCCUCGGGUCAAGUAGUUCAACAAAAGGGUCAGACAAUGGACUUCCGGGAUUAUAACUAUAGCGAAUAUCCAGUAUGCCAACCUUCGUGUAGCUGGCAAUCCUUUGACCCAAUGACACAGGACUCGACAUCUGGACAAAGAGAGAUGGAAUCGUCUUCUAGUUCGCCCGGGCAGAUGUCUCAAAAUCAAUAUGGCUAUGGUCAAUCUCUUCCGGAAACCGGAUCAAGAUCGGACGAGACCAUUGUCAACGAUCCCAGUACUACCAGUUCAGCGCCAUGUGAGAGUCCUUGCUGCUCCAAAGAGACUUGUGGCUGUUGCUGUGAUAUCCAUUCUAGUCAGCAAUCUGGAUGCUCUCAAUGGGAUCAGACUUAUCCUGGCCAGCAACAGCACAUUUUUCCUGUUCCAAUGGGUGUCGAUCCGAGUACCGGAUUUCCCAUCUACUGUUACUCUACCCCACUAAAUUAUCCAGGCAAUGCCAUGUACUCUAUGCCAGGCAUGCAAAUGGAUGAAAGUCAAAGGGGAGGCGGUGGCCAGAACAACCGGGAAACUGGUACGAAAUGUCCAACUUCAUCAGAAUCUUCAGAGGAAAAUUGUCAUUCAAAUGGGGAUAGUGCUUUAUUUCAUCAAAGUCCUAACAACUUCGACAUGGAGGCCUUUAUGCAAAAGUACCAGAAGAGUGUGCAGCAAUGUUAUGCCACUGCACAACAAGGAAUUCAACAAUCAUUUGCUAAUGCUCAAAGUCAGCCGUGUUUCAAUAACUUUACGCAGGGAACUCAACAGUUUUAUAACAAUGGUACUGGGGCAGGUACGCAUUCAAUGUUUGCCACCCCCAAUCAAGGUAUGCAUUCAAUGUUAGGCAGCCCCAAUCAAGAUUGUCAAGGCAUGCAACAGGCAUUCAGUUCUUCUUUCGGUGCUCAACAAUAUUAUAGCAAUGAUGGUCUAGGUGCUCAACAAUGCUUUUCCUCAUCGAUGGGAAUGCCUUCCCCUAAUUGGUUUGCCAGUAACACUGGAUUUAUGAGCGACUCUCUGCAGAACCACACAGUAUACUCCUCAGACUACAAACCCUUUUCCAACGAUGGCAACCACUUUAACCACUUCCCCAAUGGCAUGGACAUCGGCUUGGCCUCCGGACCCUGUAACAUCUACGGUCCAGCUGGAUCCCCUGGCCUGGUUGAGAUGGGCAACGGUGGUCAGGUCUAUGGCAUGGGUGGUGCCUGCGAAAUGAAUAUGAACGCUUAUCCUCUCAGUCAAAUGAGUUAUUCAAGUCCCUAUUCCUACGAUAUGUCUGGUGGUUCCACACCGAACUGCAUUCCAGCACCAGGUAUUCCUAUGGCUACUCCUCAAAGGCAAGCUAGUCAUAUAAGUAGUGUAAAUCAAGUGCAACAGGGCUGAAUCGGAAGGAACACCGUGCGUGAGAUGGUGGAUAUGAACAAUAAUUAUAUAUAUUAUAUUAUUAUACUCUUAAACAAUAA